Molecule: messenger RNA, 1620 nt
Organism: Melitaea cinxia (Glanville fritillary)
Lineage: Eukaryota; Metazoa; Arthropoda; Insecta; Lepidoptera; Nymphalidae
Exons: 10
Coding region: 1-1620 (539 amino acids)
Source: RefSeq, a predicted model, not a curated record
AUGACGGCAAUUGCGACAACUACAAACCAGGCCGUAUCGGAAUGGGUUAAAGUUUUUCCGCGCCAAGCAACCGAGAACUAUACAAGUUCGCUCGCUUUUAUGAAACAACUGACGGUAGUGGCUGUUAGUACUAUCACGUAUUUGAAAAACGCGUUUCCUGAAGAUAGUUACAUGGUUGAAAGUUUCGGAGGUGUUAAAUUACGUAUACUUAAAAAGAAAUGUCGCGAUGAGAUUGCACAGUUUCUUAGUACGGCGUUGGUGCAAGCCUUUGAGGCAUUUGACAAGAAAUAUCUCCACCAAUUAGCCCUAUGUUUUUACGAAGAUGAAUGCAAAAUCGAGAAUCUCAUAGAAUACCACAUCUUCGAAUAUACGUACCACGAUGAUGGGGUGACCAUGAACGUGCACUCGAAAAAUCGGGACAAUGUUAAACAUAGUAUGAAGUACAGCUUCGAGAAUGUUCGAGAAAGGACUAUUCACUUGAUAAGGGCUUGCGUGGUUAUCAUGCAGGCGUGUCAGAAUGAAUUGCCUUCAUCUUAUGAUGUCAGCCUACGUCUUUAUUAUAAUGAAGACGCUCCAGCUGAUUAUCAAGCUCCAGGGUACCUCUCAACAAACGAAACUGAAGAUCACCUGGAACCAACAAUGCCAGAGACUGUGAAACUUGGAUGGGUGGAGACAGCGUACCACAAGUUGAUAGCUAGAUCAUACAUCAAAGAGCAGAUGAGAGCUAGCCAUGAGGCUAUACCGUCUCAGAACCCACCAGUGCUGUCCAAUGAAAUGGAUCUGUCCGGUAACGAGUCGAUUGGAAGUUCUGCCGGUCUUCAGUUGCAAUGUCCCUGUAACAAGUACGACGAUCGCGAAACAUAUGGCUCCGGUGAGCUUCUGACUUGCGACUAUUGUAAUACGCAACAACACGCGGCGUGCUACGGAGUGUAUCGAGAGGAUAUCGCGCGACUGUCGCGCCACUGUUGCGUGAUAUGUUACGACGCGGACAAUACUAGAACACCCACGGAUGGGAAACUUGUGUCGUUGAGCGACAGGAAGAGAGAGUGUUUCUGCGUAUUCCGUCGAACACUGGAGUGGUGUACGGAACUAGCCACCAUAGAGUUGAAAAACCUGACAGAAAAGUUCCGUAUAUCUGAACUAAAUGCAAGAAAACUGAUGAAGCUCCUCCACGCUCAAGGAGUCAUACGACAGGAUUCGGAUAUUGAUAUAAACACACCCCAAAAAAUAAUAACCGACCAAUUAAAAUCGGCCAUGGCGAAGUACUUUAACACAAAAGAUAGAGACAUAGUCGAUCGUCUUCUAGCUGAAACUUUUACAUCUCAAGAGAAUACACCUGACCCGAUUGGAGAGGUUCUCAGUCCUUUAGAGAAAAUAACUCUCCAGAACACAUCUAACAUCGGUCGGGUUAUUGAUAAUCCUAAUCUAAAUAAAGUCCCUAACGAUAAUCCCACUCUAAAACAAUAUCGUGAAGCAUUACUAAGUGAUAAUUUGGAAGAACCUAGUGCUGAUCCCGUAGAAACGGUUAGAAAAGCUGGUAAAAGAAAGUUUGAUGAUGAAAAUAGGCCUGCAUUGAGAACUGGGGUCAAGACUAAAAGGGCUAAGGCUUUACCUAAAUAA